AUGAAAGGUCUUGUUCCCAAAGAUGGCUCAUACAAGUUCCAUUGUUUAUGGCCAAAGACGUCGGAAAACUGUUUGCCACUAGUAAGGUCCUUCUACACACAACUCAGCAGGGGUGGGUAUCCUCUUUUCUCUAAUGGAGAGCACUGGGCAGAUAUCAAGCAGGUCAUUUUCCUUGAUCCACAUUUCCGAAAAAAAGUCCAGAUUGGAGAGGCUGCAAAUAAGGUUCUUAAAAUGUGUCACAGAGGAAGAGAAAUAGUCGUAGACCUACCUUCCGAUAUUUUGCAUGCUUUUGAAAAGUUUGGCCAGGAGGAAGUAAUCAAUGCCAGAAGAUAUCGCAAGAACAGAUUUUUUCGGGAAGUUCUCUUUCCAAACCUUCACAUCCUUCCGGAGAAUCUUAGAGAUGUCCUCAUUCUACAUGCAUUAGAUGACAAAAGUGAGGAGUUCCAUGACUUGCUAAGGCUGCACCCUUGUGUUCCAUCUUCACCAACUGGCAAUGUCUUGAAUACUCCAAGCUCCUUCGUGCAUCCCUACGGAGAAGCAGCCUCACUAUUUUCCUCUGAAGAUGGUAGAUUUCCAUAUAGGACUAAGGAAUCGUAUGUUCACCCACAAAGGUUGGCGAAGCUUGUACAACUGGGAAUGUUAUCGAAUGAUCUUCCUUGCAUUGGUGCGAUCUUUUAG
Molecule: messenger RNA, 678 nt
Organism: Porites evermanni
Lineage: Eukaryota; Metazoa; Cnidaria; Anthozoa; Scleractinia; Poritidae
Source: the annotation of a GenBank genome assembly